CCACCGAACCGUAGAGAAACCCGCCUUCAACAAAUUAAACUUGAAAAAAAAAUUAAUGAAAAAAUACGACGAUCCAUAAAUUCCUUUUCACACACACACAGAGACGCUCUCUGCUCUGUUUUUUUGGGCCCCAAAAAAUUUGUCGACGAAAACCUAAAAUCAUCGGAGAGCGAUCUCGAUGGCAGAAACCCCAGCGGAUCAGUCCCCCGCCCGAUCCCAGCCCGAAGCCCGCCCCGGAUCGGGCCAUCAGUACUGGUGCUACCACUGCGACAAGCGAGUCGCCGUGGAAACCCUCGCGGAUCUGCCUGACGUCGUCUGCUGCGACUGUAAAAACGGAUUCGUCGAGCUAAUUGCCGCGGCAGCCGUUCCCUCCGCCGACACCGCGGUGCCGGAUCCUUUGGAGGAUCCGAAUUUCGGGAGCCAGUUCAUCCAGGUGCUCCGCUUAAUCGCCCAGGCGGCAAGGGAGGAGGAUGCGCCGCCUCCGCUGCCUUCCGAUCCGUCCAGCAACGAUUACCUCCAAAUCGAGCUGGACGAGUGGGACAACGGCGAUGAGGAGGAGGAGGAGGAAGAGGACUACGAGGAUGAGCACUCUGUGGAAGUCGUCCGCGAGGAGGAGGAGGAGGUGGAGGUGGAGAAUCGCGAGCGCGGGGCGGGGAAUAACAGAUCCAUCGGCAGCGGCGAUGAGGAUGAGGAAGGGAUUGAAGUGGUUGCACGCGAGGACGACAACGAGGACGAAAUGGUUGAGAUGAUGCGCCGGCGCCGCGAUGUGCUCCGGCUCCGAUUGAGGGAUUUCGCCUCUCGCGCCGCCAGCAGGCGCAACCGGAUUCUCGAUUGGGCGGAUGUGCUGAUGGGGCUGGAUUCGGAUACCUACGUCGGGAAUCCGGGGGAUUACGUCAACGCCUCUGAAUACGAGGCUUUGCUGCAGAACUUAGCCGAGAGUGACAGCGGAGCGCAGCGUGGGGCGCCUCCGGCUGCAAAAUCAGUGGUGGAGGGGUUGAAGGGUUUUCGGAUUGACAAAGAGGAGAACGUAAUUGCCUGUGCUAUAUGUAAAGAUACGGUGAAUGUGGGAGAAAUUGCGAAGAACUUGCCUUGUGGCCAUGGAUAUCACGGCGACUGUAUUGUACCGUGGCUUGGGGCGAGGAAUUCGUGUCCUGUUUGUAGGUUUGAGCUGCCAACAGAUGAUCCAGAGUAUGAAGAGGAUAGGAAGAAGAGAGUUGUGGCGGCCGGUUUAAGGGUGGCUUCGUCCAGUUCUUCUCCCUCUGCUGCUGCUAGCAGUGGUGACAGUCCUGAUUCUGCCUCGGCGUAAAUUGUAUUGGUAUGCCGCUAAAUUUAUGCACUUGAUUUACAUUUGUCUUGUUAGUUGUAGCUCUGCAUUUGGUGAUGGGUUUUAUUAGUUUUUCCAAUUGGGACAUUGGUUAUGAACUAAGCUUAUUUGUAAAUAACAAACAAGUUCCGUAUGAUACAGCAUUUGUCAUCA
Molecule: messenger RNA, 1477 nt
Organism: Salvia splendens (bonfire salvia)
Lineage: Eukaryota; Viridiplantae; Streptophyta; Magnoliopsida; Lamiales; Lamiaceae
Product: E3 ubiquitin-protein ligase CIP8
Exons: 1
Coding region: 179-1306 (375 amino acids)
Biological process (GO): protein ubiquitination
Cellular component (GO): cytoplasm
Molecular function (GO): ubiquitin protein ligase activity
Source: RefSeq, a predicted model, not a curated record